CAGACCAGACCAGACCAGAGACCACGACCACGACCACAACCACGACGAAGAUCAGAUCGGGCGUCGCCACAUUUUGCUUUUCCGCCAGGCCAAAAAUAAACCAAAGUCAUCGCACCGACGAAUUAAAUCUAAUAAAAAGUCUGCAAAAAAUAGAAAAUACAUUUCCAUCUGCCAGCGCAUUGAUUCAGUGUCAAGUGGAAGCUGCGUAGUUGUCCGUUUGGAAAAUUGUCAGGCCAAAACAUUUUUCAUGUCUUGCCAAAAUCUUAGCUGCGUUCAGGCCAACGACGUAAACAGCUGCCGCCGCACUCGCCAAGCGGCGAUGUCAGCACUUUAACGCAACGAUAACGAAUAAGAAAAACACACACACAUUCUACACACACAAACCCACCGGAUAGUGAAAAUAUCGGGAAGAAAAAUAAAAACAGAGAAAAUUAAUAACUCAUCGUGCGCCGGCAGAGAGUCAUUCGGGAGUGGAACAACUUUCCGGAGGCAAACAACAAAAACUUGAAAAAAUUGAUUUCCUUAGCCUUUUGCCAGCACCAACUGCAUGGGUAAAGUUAUGAGAGUGAAUUCGUUACCGCCGCCCGCCCACGACUGCCACGCCCACGCCCGCUCCAAGCAACAACAACAACAUCAGCAGAGGGAAAAACAAUUGAAAUUGAAGAAAAUCGAAAUCUAUUUUAUGUUCAGCAAUUUGUGCAAGAGAAAAACUUUAACGGAGUAUAAUUUAUUGACACUAAACCGAAGCCCGGAAAGUGAGUGAAUUACCACCGCAGUGCAACCGCAGCACAGAGUGACAGUGAUUGUAAAGUGUUAAUAAAUAUCAAUUUUUUUAAAAGAAAUAUUAAGUGAAUUUUUUGUUUUAAAAUAAGCACAAACCCUUAAAUAGCACCGAAAAUACUUGACUUUAGUUAGAGAUUUUUAAAAGCGGAGCGUGGGCGGUCAGCGUAUCAAGGAUAUCUGGAUCAGAGUAUCAAUUAACCGCCGAUCGAAAUGGUAGGAGUUGCGGCAGACGCCUCACAGGCGAACCAGCUUUCCUCGGCAAAGAAUCCCAUGAUCAAGUACAUGCUCAAGACCCGGGAGAACCAUGCCCGGGAGCAGGAUGAGGACUACUCGCACGUCUUCCGCCGGAAGACGCGGUUCGAGAUGUUCCGGCUAUCCGCCAUUGCCAUGGCCAUUGAGUUUGCCUACGCGGCGGAGACAAGCUUCGUGUCCCCGAUCCUUUUGCAGAUCGGUGUGGAUCAUAAGCAUAUGUCCAUGACCUGGGGACUGUCUCCCUUGAUAGGAUUCUUUGUGUCCCCAUUGUUGGGAAGUAUUAGUGAUCGGUGCAAGCUUCGUUGGGGUCGCCGGCGACCGAUAAUAUCGAUAUUGUCCUUCGGUAUCCUUUGCGGCCUGAUCCUGGUGCCAUAUGGCAAGGAUCUGGGUGUGCUGCUGGGUGACGUAGGCUACACUUACCAGGAUACAGCUUUGAAUAUCACCAACACAAUUGGAGAUGGAGCAGUAGCUGCCUUGGUUUCGAGUAAAACCGACUCUGGACCGUCAGCCUCUGACUUUAAGUUUGCCGUUAUCCUUACGAUCCUGGGAAUGGUUCUGCUGGACUUCGAUGCAGACACCUGCCAGACACCGGCUCGUACCUAUCUGCUGGAUAUGUGUGUGCCCGAGGAGCAGCCAAAGGCGAUGACCAUGUUCGCGCUUUUUGCUGGAUUCGGUGGAACCAUUGGCUAUGCCAUCGGAGGCGUUGACUGGGAGAAGACGCACAUUGGCACCUUUAUGGGAGGAAAUAUACCAACUGUAUUCACCUUGGUGACCAUUAUAUUUGUGAUUUGUUACCUUAUCACGGUGACCACCUUCCGGGAGAUUCCUCUGCCCCUCAUCGAACAGGAUGAGUUGCUACGUCCACUUUCCGAGCAAGCCAUCAAACGGGAACUGAAGAAGAAUAACAAUGCCAUCUACUACAUCCAGGAGACCACACAGCUAGAGCUCCAGAUGGCCGCCGAUGAUCCCAAGCGAGUGGAGGCCCUGCAGGGAAGCUACCAGAAUGGCUACUCACCGUCUUUGGCCAAGCAAAGCAAGGCCCAGGAUGUGGAGUUGCAGUCCAGUGCGGAAGCACCAGUAUCCCUGAAAUCCUAUCUGAAGAGCAUCUUCAUCAUGCCCUACUCGAUGCGGAUGCUGGCCCUCACCAAUCUCUUCUGCUGGAUGGGCCACGUCACCUACUGCCUGUACUUCACGGACUUUGUGGGCGAGGCAGUUUUCCAUGGGGACCCAAUGGCUCCUCCCAACUCAGAGGCUGCCCAGAAUUACGAGGAGGGAGUCCGCUUUGGUUGCUGGGGCAUGGCCAUAUAUGCCUUCUCUUGCUCCAUUUACUCGCUGUCUGUGACAAAGUUGAUGAAGUGGUUCGGAACCAAGGCUGUGUAUAUAAGUGGCAUGAUCUACUAUGGCAUUGGAAUGCUAAUCUUGGGCUUGUGGCCCACAAAGUGGGGUGUCUUGGUGUUCAGUACCGCGGCGGGGAUUCUUUAUGGAACAAUAUUUACGGUGCCUUUCAUUCUGGUGGCCAACUACCAUGCCAAAAAUUGUUUCUGUGUGAAAAAUGGCGAGACUGUGCCACUGAAACAGGCCCGAGGUCUGGGCACCGAUGUGGCCAUUAUCAGCAGCAUGGUCUUUAUUGCCCAGCUGAUUGUGUCGCUCUCCGUGGGACCACUCGUCUCCUGGAUGGACACCACCUGUGCCGUGCUCUACGCCUCCACCUUCCUCUCCUUCUUGGCGGCCAUUUCGGCCAUGUUUGUGCUAUAUGUCUAAAGAGCGAUUGAUUAAUACACCGAUAUAUCCAUACAUGAAUUUUACGUAGCGUAAUUCUUAGCUAGCUUUGUAUCUUUGCCUACUUUCUGGCAGUAUCUGCGACUGCACUCGAAAUGUUGUGGCAUACUUUAAGGACGAUGUGUUACGAUAAUUUUAUUUGCUUAACGAAGUUAUACUUUUUAUUUG
This is a messenger RNA of Drosophila serrata, 2982 nucleotides long. It is a transcript of the gene Slc45-1, whose product is annotated as Solute carrier family 45 member 1. Lineage: Eukaryota; Metazoa; Arthropoda; Insecta; Diptera; Drosophilidae. The record is from RefSeq and is a predicted model, not a curated record. Gene Ontology annotation, molecular function: sucrose:proton symporter activity. Gene Ontology annotation, cellular component: membrane.